This is a messenger RNA of Gallus gallus (chicken), 3851 nucleotides long. RefSeq names its product solute carrier family 19 member 2 (gene SLC19A2). The record is from RefSeq and is a predicted model, not a curated record. Gene Ontology annotation, biological process: transmembrane transport; vitamin transport. Gene Ontology annotation, cellular component: plasma membrane. Gene Ontology annotation, molecular function: vitamin transmembrane transporter activity. Lineage: Eukaryota; Metazoa; Chordata; Aves; Galliformes; Phasianidae. The transcript has 6 exons. The coding region runs from base 49 to 1500 and encodes 483 amino acids.
GGAGGUGCCUUUGGGGAGGGAGGUGACCUCUCAGCCUCCUGCGCCGGCAUGGCGGGGCCGCGGGGGGCCCGGCCCGCGAGGAGUGGCCCCGGCUGCUGCUGGGCUCUGCCCACCGGGCUGCUGUGUGCCUACGGCUUCUUUUGCAGCGUGCGGCCCUCGGAACCCUUUCUCACCCGGUACCUGCUGGGGCCGCACAAAAACCUCUCCGAGACGCAGGUGUUCAACGAGAUCUACCCGGUGUGGACGUACUGCUACCUGGCGCUGCUGUUCCCCGUGUUCCUGGCCACGGACUACCUGCGCUACAAGCCCGUGGUGUUGCUGCAGGGCCUCAGCCUCAUCAUUACCUGGUUCUUGCUGCUCUACGCCCAAGGGCUGCGUGCCUUCCAGCUCCUCGAGUUCUUCUACGGGAUGGGCACCGCCACAGACAUUGCCUACUACUCCUAUAUCUACAGCGUGGUGGAUGUGGACCUGUACCGCAAGGUCACCAGCUACUGCCGCAGUGCCACGCUGGUGGGCUACACGGUGGGCUCCGUGUGCGGGCAGCUCCUCGUGUCCCUGGCAGGGUGGUCCCUCUUCAGCCUCAACGUCAUCUCCUUAACCUCCGUCUCUGUUGCCUUUGGCACGGCGUGGUUCCUGCCCAUGCCGCGGAAAAGCCUUUUCUUCCACCAUGCUGCCGCUCAGCCCUUCAGCUUGGAGAUGAAGGUCAUGGACUGUAAGAAUGGGGCCAUCGUGCAGGACCAGCCCGGCGUGCCAAGGGUGCCUGGAUGGGAGGAUGAGGUCAAAAUGCCCUUAAACAGGGAGGGGCAUCCAGCAGAGAAAAAGGAGCAGAAAGUAGAUGCCUUAAAAGUGCUCAAGGAUCUCUGGCGGGACUUCCUGCAGUGCUAUUCCUCUCGGACCAUGCUGUGCUGGUCAGUCUGGUGGGCACUUUCUACCUGUGGCUACUUCCAGGUCAUCAACUAUGCUCAGGGCCUGUGGGAGAUGGUGCUGCCUUCUCACAGCACAGAGAUUUACAAUGGUGGUGUGGAGGCGGCCUCAACACUGUUAGGAGCUGUUGCGGUAUUUGUUGUGGGUCAUAUAAAAACAUCCUGGGCCAUGUGGGGUGAAGUGGCACUUGCCCUGUUCUCCUUUCUUAUUGCUGCUGCUGUAUAUAUUAUGGACACUGUUCACAACAUCUGGGUGUGCUAUGCAUCUUAUGUUGUCUUCAGAAUUAUUUACAUGCUGCUAAUCACAAUAGCAACGUUUCAGAUUGCUACAAAUCUCAGUGUGGAGCGGUACGCUCUGGUGUUUGGGGUCAACACAUUCAUUGCCUUAGCACUUCAGACUUUACUCACGUUGAUUGUUGUGGAUGCCAGUGGGCUUGGGUUGGACAUCUUCACCCAGUUCAUGAUUUAUGCAUCUUAUUUUGCGGCUAUCUCCCUGGUGUUCUUGGGCAGUGGCUUAUACAGUAUUAUGAGAGCCCACAGAAGACAGGUGCAAAACAGGUCUCCUGAAAGCUGUUAGCACGCUACAUGAAGGCUCUGUGACUACAUAUGAAGACAGAGGUCUGUUUUUAAUCUGCCUUUUCUUCCCAAGGCAGUCAUCUUGAUGGUACUUGAUCCAUAUUUAUACUAUAUUAGUAGUACACUUCAGAAGGUAAAUGUAUUAGGUCUUACAUAAGUAAGAACAAAUAUCUUCUUUCUAAAAUGCCUUUUGUUCUUCUGUUGCAUGUUUGGGAUGUGCAAGGAAGAACAGAUUUCAAAAAAAUGAAAGCCUUGGGAGGUUUUAGUCUAAGGCUGUGCAUCUGGAGGCUGCCGUUGAAAAGGCAGCUUUAGGAUUGCCUGGUCAGCCACUACUCUUUUUGUUGUUAAGAUGCUGCUGCAUGAAGGGUGUGUUCAUAGACCUCUUUCUGCAGAGACCUGGGCCCAGGAGAGGUGGUGGCCUUAGGCCUGUGCUCUGCAGCGUGGUUCUCACCGUGCCUGCCCUGUGAUGCUGGAUGUUCUGUUUUGAGGACUCUCGCACUUCAGUUUCUGCAUACGCACAUGCUUCCUUCAGUUGCUUGUACCGUUUCUGCUGGUUGUCUACUAUCUCUGCUGUCAGAUCUUUACUAUAGCUGAUAGUGAGUGUUACCUCUCCAAAAGCCUAACUGUGUCCUGGGGCAACUUGUGACAGCACUGAAUUGCUCUCAGCAAUGCUACUUCUGGGGUGAAGGCCCGUGCCCAAGAGAAUGUAAAGCUGUAGGGGAACCCUAGAGGGAUCCAUUUUCAAGUGGACUAGAUGCUAGUCUGCAGAACCACUCGAUGUCCUUGCCUUUGUCCUCUAGGGCUGCAGAUUCUUGCAGUUGUAGUAGUCACUGAUCCAUAACCCUGAUGGCUGGGCUAUCUCAGUGGAAUGGUGGAUGUGAGUGCAUCAUUGGAGGAGGAAGGUGACUUGCAAGAUUUUAGGCUGUUCUUUGUAACCUCAGAAUUGUGACUGCAGUUACUGUAUUUACUUCAGUUACUGUAUUUAACAGAAUGAACACCUGAGGUUUUGAAAAAUACUGAUGACUGCUCUGUCACUCCUUCCCAUUUUAAAGCGCCUUUGUUUCUGGUGGAUCUGCACCCACUAGUUCUGCCUCAUCUUUCCACUUAAGCUAAAAGAAAAGAAUAUUUGUAGGAGAAAUAGGUUUUUAUUUUCUUUUGUCUGGUCUGGGCAAUUUGGGUCUUGCCUCAUACCUGGUUUUUAAAGUAAUUUAUUUGUUCCAAAUUGCUUCAGCACCAGUGAGGAGUUGCACAGAGCUGUCCUAGACUUGGGCACCUGGGUACUCAGGCACCAUGACCAGCACAGCACCGUGGGCAUGUCCUGUAAGUUGUCCCUGUUGCUGUGCAGGUUGUGGUUUUAAGCAUAUGGGAGAACUGGCAAGGGAGAACAUCUUGUACAGUCUGCUUCUUUUCCGUGCCUACUCCUUGUGCAGCUGGAAUUAUUCCAGUCAACAUGAAGAGGCAGCUUCAUUUUAUUGCUUGGUCUGUCGUGCUAUGGAGAACUCACAGCCUUCCUCUCCUGUAACACUUCCAGCCAUUCUCGUCAUUUGUGUGAGCCUCAGUCUUAACCACACAAAGUGAAUGACUAACAUGUUUGAGAUAUGCUCUCUGGGGUCUGUGCAGCUCUUCCAGGCUGGCUGUGCAAGGAGAUGCACUCUCCAGAGCUUCAUAGAACCAGCAGCCUACCUCCUGAAGCAUCUUCAGGGCUCAACUGUAGUGGCACUGACACAUAAAUUUAACUGCCUUAUCCUGAAAUAGAAACUUGAAGCCACCUAUGUAUAUACUCUGUUCUUUAAUGUAUUAAAAAAAAUCUGAAGCUGUGAAGUCUAGCUGACAGGCUGUCUUGAGAAAGGAGUAGAAGGAGCAUCUCCUGUCCUUCGGACUCCUUGGCCGGGUGGCAGCUGUGACAUGAGAUGAGGCAUGGAUACGUGGCACUUGUAUCAAGUGACUGAAAGAAGCAGCUCAAUUUUACUGUUUUUUUUUUAUUUACAGAGAAUAAAUGUUUGAUGGGGAGCGACCCAGUUAUUUAAAAAGAACAGUCAAAUAGCUAUGAGUUACAGCAGUAACAAUGAUUUUUUUUUUUCCUACCAACGUAAUGAAAUUGUGGUAACUGUAAUAGAGCAGCAUGCUCCACUGUGGACAUCUUCAGGCCUGUCAAAGUAUGAGGGCUAUAUCUGGAUGUUCUUAUGUUGUGCUGCUGGUGUGGUGAUGAGAUGCCAGUAUCUGACUGCAGCUGUACACAGAAUUACUGAUGCCUAUGAAAUUCUAUAAGCAUGUUGAUAUUGUUGGUAGGGCCCCUUCAGCUUGUUUCUAAUUGAAUAGAUAUUUUUGUUAAAUAAAUUUUUCAAGAUAUGA